Aspergillus nidulans FGSC A4 is the source of this 1074-nucleotide messenger RNA. RefSeq lists its product as uncharacterized. Bases 1 to 1074 code for a protein of 357 amino acids. The record is from RefSeq and is a predicted model, not a curated record. NCBI's taxonomy places the organism in Eukaryota, Fungi, Ascomycota, Eurotiomycetes, Eurotiales, Aspergillaceae. The transcript has a single exon. Gene Ontology annotation, molecular function: protein prenyltransferase activity.
AUGACAGCCCAAUGUCCGCAACAACCCAACGCUUUUCAAGAGCUCUUCCGGAUUUUUGCGAACAGAGAUGGCCGAGUUCUUGAAUUCGAGAUUCUCCCGCCGGCCUUUGGCCCGAUACUCGAGGAUGGCUGCUCGAUUGGAAUUACGAAGAAGUGCCUCGUGCAAGCGUUUGUUGUUGCACGGAGAAUCUUUCUAAAUUCUUUGAUGGCGAAGUCGAGCUCACAAUAUACCGAUGAAGCUGCUUCGACACCAGUAUUGGAGGGUGAAGGCGGGGAAGCGGAUCAGAGGCUUACAAUCGCAUCGGAGAUCAUCCUCCUCUUCGACUGCGAACACUUGACGGCAUGCAACUGGAGGAAGCGAAGGUUAAGCGCGCUGUUCACCUCAGACCUGGAGACGCUCAUCCAUGCAUUGGAUACCGAACUCUCCCUCAUGACGACGUACCUUUGCUCUCCGCUCCAUCGGCACACCAAGUCGCCAACUCUGUGGCAGCAUCGUCAAUGGGCUCAAACGCAUCUUGUCCGGCUCCGCAAGCCCGACUUUAAGGGCGUCGAGGAUCUUUUUCAAGCUGAAUUAUCAGUGGUCCUGCGAGCCGGCGAGCUACAUCCCAGGAACUACUACGCCUUUACGUACUUGCGACAGAUCCACCGUAUACUGGCUGAGUCUGGGGGCUUGAAAAGCGAGGAGUGGCGGGUACAAUUUGGGCAGAGCAUCAUCCGACCUACACUGGAUUGGUGCCUUGUCCAUCCAGCUGAUAUAUCUGGGUUGAUGUUUCUGCUUUAUCUGCUAGAUGGUGUGCCAAUUACGGCGCUUCGGCUCGAUACUGUGGGCAAGGUCGCCCAGUUCGCGCUAGAUAUCGGCUGGGAGGGCGAGAGUAUUUGGACGUUCGUUGAACUGGCCACUCGCAAGUUCAACCUACUCGAACCGCUCGGCCAAUCACCGCCAUAUCCAUGGGCUGUCCUGCGCACCGCCUCGUUAGAGGCAAUGCAUGUUGAAAUUAAAGCGCGUAUAUCAUGGCGGACAUGGCUUGAGAGAGCACGAAUUUACUGGGCCGCGGAGAAAACCCCAACAAUAUAG